Molecule: messenger RNA, 309 nt
Organism: Entrophospora sp. SA101
Lineage: Eukaryota; Fungi; Glomeromycota; Glomeromycetes; Entrophosporales; Entrophosporaceae
Source: the annotation of a GenBank genome assembly
AUGACUUCUGAAAAUAAUAACAAUACACUUGACACACUGCGUCAAGAAGCUCGUAGUAAACAGAUUAUUGGUAACAAUAGUAUUAAAUUUAACAAAGCUCCACUUUUUUCCCCACAUUCCAGGCCAUAUUAUAUAUUUAGCGUAGGAAUAACACUUGUUACAGGUGUAUAUUUAGUAUUAUAUGCAGAUUUUGAUCAAAAAGAUCAUUGUUUUAUACCGAUUAGAAGAUGGUACAAAAGUAAGAUGGAUUCAUUUUGGACUCUUAGUGAUAAAGAAAAAAAAGAAUUAAAAGAACAGGGAAAGAUAUAA